AUGACUCUGCGAGGAGGCUUUGAGAAAGCGUGGAUUGGCUGCCACAGAAAUGUCUGCUGCUGGGUGUUGCUGCUGGCUUGUUAUUUCUUGAUCGCCUUGGCAGCCAAACCCAAAAUGCCAGGCCACACACACCUCAAUUCAAUACGCAUUGAUGGCGACAUUUCUCUGGGUGGACUGUUCCCAGUGCAUGCAAGGGGAAACGAUGGCAAAGCUUGUGGAGAGCUCAAGAAGGAGAAAGGGAUCCAUAGGUUGGAGGCCAUGUUAUUUGCCCUGGAUCGUAUCAAUAAUGACAAUGAGCUGCUGCCUAAUAUCACUCUGGGGGCACGUAUCCUGGACACAUGCUCCCGGGACACCCAUGCUCUGGAACAGUCGCUGACAUUUGUUCAGGCACUGAUUGAGAAAGAUUCAACUGAUGUCAAGUGUCUCAGCGGAGGGCCGCCCAUCAUCACUAAGCCUGAGAGAGUGGUGGGAGUGAUUGGUGCAUCUGCCAGCUCCGUGUCAAUCAUGGUAGCCAACAUAUUGCGUCUCUUCAAGAUCCCUCAGGUGAGCUAUGCCUCCACGGCACCGGAGCUGAGUGAUAACACCCGCUACGAUUUCUUCUCCCGGGUGGUGCCUCCAGACACCUACCAGGCCCAGGCCAUGGUGGACAUUGUCAAAGCCAUGCGCUGGAAUUACGUCUCCACGGUAGCUUCUGAGGGAAACUACGGAGAAAGUGGGGUUGAUGCGUUCAUUCAAAAGUCUCGAGAGGACGGUGGUCUGUGCAUCUCCCAGUCUGUGAAAAUACCACGUGAACCAAGAUCUGGAGAGUUUGACAAGAUCAUUCGCAGGCUGAGUGAGAACCCGAAUGCCCGAGUAGUCAUUAUCUUUGCCAAUGAGGAUGAUAUCAGGCGACUCCUUCAAGCAGCUAAGAAGGCCAAUCAAACAGGCCAUUUUAUCUGGGUAGGUUCAGACAGCUGGGGCUCCAAAAUCUCCCCAAUACUGAACCAGGAAGAAAUGGCAGAAGGUGCUGUCACCAUCCUGCCCAAACGACAGUCCAUCAAAGGUUUUGAUCGCUACUUCAUCAGCCGAACACUAGAGAACAACAGAAGGAAUAUCUGGUUUGCAGAGUUCUGGGAGAAUAAUUUCCAAUGCAAGCUCAGUCGGCAUGCGGUGAAGAAAGGAUCUGGCAUCAAAAAAUGCACAAACCACGAGCGGAUCGGGAAAGAUUCAUCGUACGAACAAGAGGGGAAGGUUCAGUUUGUGAUUGACGCAGUUUACGCCACGGCUCAUGCCCUACAUAACAUGCACAAAGAUCUUUGUCCAGGAAAAGUCGGCCUCUGCUCCAAGAUGGAAACCAUCAACGGCACACUGCUGCUAAAAUACAUCCGCAAUGUCAACUUCACAGGAAUUGCUGGCACCCCAGUGGUCUUCAACGUGAAUGGAGAUGCUCCUGGUCGCUAUGAAAUCUACCAAUACCAGAUCACAAAUAACACCACAGAAUACAAGAUCAUUGGUCACUGGACAGAUCAGCUGCACUUAGACACCAAUGAGAUGCAGUGGCCUGGUGCAACACAAGAAGUCCCCUACUCUAUAUGCAGCCAACCCUGCCGUCUUGGGCAGCGCAAGAAGACAGUGAAGGGAAUUCCAUGUUGCUGGCACUGCGAGAACUGUGAUGGUUACCAGUAUCAGGCAGACACUUACACCUGUAAGAUGUGUCGCUUUGAUUUGAGGCCAAAUGAGAACCACACUGGCUGUGAUCCCAUUCCCAUUGUCAAACUGGAGUGGAGCUCCCCGUGGGCAGUCAUCCCUGUCCUCAUCGCUGUCCUGGGCAUCAUGGCCACUCUGUUUGUGGUCGUCACCUUUGUACGCUACAAUGACACACCCAUUGUUAAGGCAUCAGGUCGAGAACUGAGCUAUGUGCUGCUGACAGGGAUCUUUCUGUGCUAUGCUACAACAUUCCUCAUGAUCUCUACUCCUGAUGUGUUUAUAUGCUCCCUGCGAAGGAUUUUCCUGGGCCUGGGUAUGAGCAUAAGCUAUGCAGCACUGCUUACCAAGACAAAUCGGAUCUACAGGAUUUUUGAGCAGGGCAAGAUGUCGGUCAGUGCCCCUCGAUUCAUCUCUCCAGCCUCCCAGUUAGUCAUCACAUUCAGCCUGAUAUCAGUGCAGCUCCUUGGAGUGUGCAUCUGGUUUGGUGUUGACCCAUCACAAGCAAUCAUCGACUACGAAGACCAGCGUACAGCCAAUCCUAAAAAGGCCCGGGGUGUUCUGAAAUGUGAUAUAUCAGACCUGUCCCUCAUCUGUCUGCUGGGUUAUAGCAUGCUGCUGAUGGUCACCUGCACAGUUUACGCCAUCAAGACCAGAGGGGUUCCCGAGACUUUCAACGAAGCCAAGCCCAUCGGCUUCACCAUGUACACCACCUGCAUCGUAUGGCUUGCCUUUAUCCCCAUCUUCUUUGGGACCUCACAAUCAGCAGAAAAGAUGUAUAUCCAGACCACAACCCUGACCAUCUCUGUAAGCCUCAGUGCAUCAGUAUCCUUGGGAAUGCUCUACAUGCCUAAGGUCUACGUGGUUCUCUUCCAUCCAGAGCAGAACGUACCUAAGCGCAAGCGCAGCUUGAAGGCUGUGGUCACUGCAGCCACCAUGUCCAACAAGUUCAACCCUAAAGGCGGCCUGAGGCCCAAUGGAGAGGCCAAGUCUGAACUCUGUGAAAGUCUUGAAACACAAGUGUUGGCCUCCAAGCAGACAUACAUAAGCUACAGUAACCAUGCCAUCUAAACCAGAGACGAAUCUUGGAAGCGGAGCAAGAGCCUGCCUGAGAAGAAAUCACCUGAUUCUGGGGAAU
Molecule: messenger RNA, 2821 nt
Organism: Morone saxatilis (striped sea-bass)
Lineage: Eukaryota; Metazoa; Chordata; Actinopteri; Moronidae
Product: metabotropic glutamate receptor 4-like
Exons: 10
Coding region: 1-2754 (917 amino acids)
Biological process (GO): G protein-coupled glutamate receptor signaling pathway; regulation of synaptic transmission, glutamatergic
Cellular component (GO): membrane
Molecular function (GO): adenylate cyclase inhibiting G protein-coupled glutamate receptor activity
Source: RefSeq, a predicted model, not a curated record